UAGAGGGAAAAUCGAAAUGUGUUCAAAACCAAAAGCCUCCAAGGCUCCAACUCUCUCUUCUCCCUCUCCACUUUUUGCUUUUGCUUCUCUCUCUCUCUCUUCAUCUGCGGUCCGUCCUCGCGGUUCCACCUCGAUCAAUCUCUCGAGCGCGUCGAAGCCGGAUCGCAGCUCGGUCCCUCGAUCGAAUCGGGCUAGGGCUCGCCGCCGAUCGUCAUCUUCCCGGAAAUGAGGUGAUUCUGGCGAAGAUGCUUGCAGCGCGAUUCGUUGGAGGCGCGGUCGAGACCGUGGGAGCGACCGGGGCGAGCAUGGCAACGGUGGCGGGGCCGGGCUCGUUUCCUCCGAAUAAGUUCCAUCCCGGAGGCGGCGGCGGCGGCGGCGGAGGGGGAGCUUCGAAGAUUGGCGCGAAGCUGAGAAGAAAGACUCCGUCGGAGCUGAGAAAAUCAGAAGUGUUUAAACUACCAAGAUACAUUGAUACGCGAGUUAAUGAAGUAUAUCCUGCCAAAAAGUCAAGGUUUAAAAUGUCAUCGCCGAAGGAGAAUGUGCAGGAAACCAGUACAGUGGAGCAGAGUCAUGCUAUGAAGAAUCUUGCUGUGCUUUCGAACAUGGCUACAAGAAGCAAACAGCAUCUUCAAUGUUCCGAGGAUUCUAUUUUCUCUUCUAAAGUUGCUGAAAAUCAUGGAGUACAAACUCAGUCAACACUUGAGAGGUGUUACCAGAGUAGAUUCCGUACAGUUGCCGAGAUAUCGUCUAGUUCCGAAAAACUAUCUAGCUUGGCUAAUAUCGAUAUGGAUAAAGCUCUAAAAGGAUUGGCUGCUCGAGAACCAUCUUCUCAUUUAUUUGAUGGUUGUUCUGAAAAUUUUACUUCUACCUCGACUUACUCGGGCUGCUCUCAAUACAACAUAGUUGGCCAAAAGGCUCCUCUGGAUUUCACUUUGAAGACCGUCAUGCGGAUUGCAGCAUCUUCUUCAGAUUUACAGGUUAAUUACAAAUGGUAGUUACAA
Syzygium oleosum is the source of this 1001-nucleotide messenger RNA. RefSeq lists its product as uncharacterized. Bases 246 to 995 code for a protein of 249 amino acids. The record is from RefSeq and is a predicted model, not a curated record. The transcript has 7 exons. Gene Ontology annotation, biological process: nuclear DNA replication. Lineage: Eukaryota; Viridiplantae; Streptophyta; Magnoliopsida; Myrtales; Myrtaceae. Gene Ontology annotation, cellular component: nucleus.